This is a messenger RNA of Closterium sp. Naga37s-1, 6501 nucleotides long. NCBI's taxonomy places the organism in Eukaryota, Viridiplantae, Streptophyta, Zygnematophyceae, Desmidiales, Closteriaceae. The record is from the annotation of a GenBank genome assembly.
AUGGGCUCACAGCGCUCGACGCGCUCCUCGCCGGUGCGCGUGACUCCCGCUGCCCGCCCUUCCCCCGCCCGUUCGCCCUCCCCUUGCCUCACCCGCCAUUCCCACCUGCGCGCUCCGCACAUCCGCAUUCCCCACUACUUCUGCCUCCGCCACUCCCUCGCCUCCUCGUCCCCACCGCCCUCUCCCUUCGCCAUCCCGCUUCCUUUCCUUCCGCCCGUCUCUCUGUCCCCGUCGCGCUCCAUCCCCUCCGCCUCCCGCUCUCACUGCCCCCCUCCUCUAUUCCAGCCAUUCCCCCUCUCCCGCCAUUCCCCCUCUCCCGCCAUUCCCCCUCUCCCACCAUUCCCCCCCCAUUCCCCCUCUCCCCCGUUUCCCCAUUCGCCCCCAGGAGUGGCGAGCGGCAGUGACGGCACGGCAAGGCGCAUGGAGGCAGUGAGUGCGCACCUGCUCGCCAUGCAGGGGCGGGGGGACGCGGGGGCGGAUGGGGGAACGGGGGAGGGGGAAGAGGCAGGGAGCGCAGGGCGUUUUGCGCAGGGGUCAGAGGAAGGGGGGGGCGGUGCAAGUGGGGGUGGCGGAAGUGGCAGCAGCGGCAGCAGUGGCAGCGGCGGCAGCAGCGUGGGUGGCAGGUGGAGUGCGCGGCAUGGGGGCUUCCUGGGGGCUGAGGUGAGGGAAGAAUGGAAGGUGAUAGGGUGCCAUGUGAAGAGCAUACUCCGCUGUGCCCAUGCUUCCCCACAUGCUGUGCCCCAAGCAGCCCAUGGCAGCACUCGACGGGAGGAGCUCGCAGUCCCGCUCGCUCACCACAGCAAUCUGCCGCAAGCACACAGCAAGCAUGCGCCAGCCUCAUUCUGCCUCUGCGCCUGUCCCUGCGCCUGGCAGGUGCUGCUGCGGCACUGGAGCAGAGUGCUGGGCGCUCAGCCGGGGCAGCGCGAGCACGCGGGCAGCGAGGAGCCGUGCGCUGCAGGGGGCGAGGGCGCGGGGCAGGGGAGCGGGGGAGGCGGGGCAGAGGAGGCGGGGAGGAGGGAGGGAGGGGGGAGGGAGGGGAGCGAGGGAGGGGAAGGUGUGGCGGCGUUCUGCAGCGGAGCGGGGGAGGCUGUGCUGCGGCACAUGGAUGAUGAGGAGCCGCGUGUCAGGUGGGGAGGGAGGGAGCGGGUCAUGGGGCUGGCAGCAGCGGAGGCGCUCUGUGCCCUGGUGCGCUACGGGUCGCUGCCCGCCGCCCUCGCCCUCUUCAGGGCCGUGAAAGCACACAUCAUUCGCACGCUGCAUCAGCAGCAGCCGCUGCCGGCGCUGCUGGAAGGACAGGAGGAGGGCGAUGGGGAGGAGGCGGACGGGGAGGGGGAAAAGGGAAGCAGGCAGGCAGCCUUUGGGGCGCAGCAAGGCGAGGGGGCGCAGGAGGGCGCGGAAGGGGGAGUGGCGGGGGAAGGAGGGGAGGGGAGCGAGGGGAUGGGGGACGCGCCCAGUUCUCCCAGGGCGGACCAGGCAGGGCUGGCAGCGGCCAUGGGCAGGCGGGGGGGUGCGGAAGGGGUGGGGGGAGCGGGUGGGGGAGGAGGGAGGGCAAGCGCGCAGCAGACAGCGACCGACUUGAUGAUGGCGGUAAGGCGGGGGGGAGGUAGUCCCCCCCUCUGCCUCUUCUCUCCCUUCACUAUGCGGGGGGGCGCACUAGGGAACGGUGCUGUGCUGUAUUGGAGCCCUUUUCUAGACUGUUCGGAGGGGUCUUACAAGUUCCCGUCUCCCCUCUUCUCCCCUCCUCAGCAGGCGCGGGAGCGCAAAGUCAACCCCCCUCCCCUCUUCUCCUCCCCCCACCAGGCGCGGGGGCGCAGUCUGGAGACGGCGCUGCGCUCGCUGCAGCGCCUGCUCGAUGGGCUGGGGGAGCGGAGGGCAGGGGGGAGAGGCGCGGUGGGGAGAGGUGCAGGAGGAGAGAGGGUAGGGGGGGCAGUUGUGGUUGGCAUGGGGGGAGAUGCAGGGGAAGGAGGGAGGGAGGAGGAGGGGGAGGGGGGAGCGGAGUGGGAGGAGGCGGUGGGGGAGAUGAGUGGGGGCACGGUGGAGGUGGUGGGGUUAGUGGUGCGGCAUGGCAACCGCUUUGUGCGUGAGGCCGCCAUGUUUGCCCUCGCUGCACUGUGCCGCGUCAUGGGGGCGAGCCAGCUCACCAGUUUGGGGGGGACCAUCGCCUCUCACCUUGCUGUGGGGCUGGGGGACAGCUGGAGCCAAGUCAGAUACGCGGCGUCGGUGGGCAACCGAGCAUUCUUCCUGUCAGCGGGCGCGGUGCAUCGCAAGGAGCGCUACCUGCCCUCCCUGCUGCCCGCCAUGGUGUUCAACCGCUAUUACGGCGCAGAUGGGGUGCGCAUCUACUCGCAGGACACGUGGCAGCGCGUGAUGGGCGGGGGUGGGCGGGCGGCAGUGGCGCAGCACAUGGCGCUGGUGGCGGCAUUCUACUGCCUGCAGGCGCGCAGCCAGAACUACCUCGUGCGAGAGACGGCGUGCUUCUGCAUCGCUGAGGUGGCCGCCAAGAUUGACAGGCUGGUGGUGCUACCAGUGCUGCCGGACCUGCUGCCGAGCCUCCUCCGCUGCCACACCGACCCCGUGUGGCCCGUGCGCUGUGCCGCCUGCUCAGCGAGUGCCGGCGUGGUGGAGCAUUAUGGUGACGUGGCAGCACAGCACCUUGACACGUGGGCACCAACCUGGCUUGCCAACCUCACAGACGUGAUCCCGGCGGUGAGGCAGCAUGCUGCAGCGCUCAUAGGGGCGGCGCUCACCACCAGGGAGACACAGGGCAAGGCGCUACAGAUCACUCAAGACGCGCUCCACACCCUGCUGCCUGCCGCACUCUCUUCCCCCACCCCGCACUCGCACACCCACACUCACCCACCCGCCCCUGCCUCCGCCUCUGCCCCCCCCUCCGCCUGCUGCCCUGCCGCCUCCCACUCCUGCUCCGCCUCCACCCACCACCCCCACCAUCACCCCCACCCUGCGCAUCCUCCGCCUCCUCCUACCGCUGCAGCAGCGUCGUCACCAGGGCUGCAGGCUGUGCGCAUCUCCCUCAGGUCCGUGCUACCCGUCCUGCCGUACUUGCCACUGCCCUUGCCACUGCCCUUGCCACUGCCCUUGCCACUGCCCUUGCCACUGCCCUUGCCACUGCCCUUGCCACUGCCCUUGGCACUGCACGCAGAGUUGUCUUGUAUUUCCAAUCAACUGUCAACACCGCAUCCUGUCUUCCCCACUGUACGUCCACUCGUCCACUCUCUGUCAUCCUUAGGUUCAUCUCUCUUCCCUCAUUUUCUUCCCCAUGCUUCCAUCCCGUCUCCUCUCUCCCCCUUUCAAGCAGAGACCCCUCGACACCACCGGACCCAGCACGUCCCUCCUCCCUUGAAUCGGUACCCACUCCUCUCUCGCACCUCCUUUCCUUUCUCCUCCAUGCCUCACUGCCUGCUCCGCCAACCCACACUUUUUCUCUUGUCAUGCCCAUACCACUCCAUGCCACCCUACGCCACCACAUGGCACCCCAUUCAUGCCAACCCCGUGCUCCAUUCGUCCCCCCAUGCCCAUGCCCUCACCUCACCCGCAGAAGUUCAUCUUCGAGCCCCAGAGCCAUGGGAGCAGUCGGAGGGGGCGGUGCAGCUGCUGCCCUUCCUUGCUGCUGCUGCCCCCGCUGCUGUGGGGGAGUUCCUACCGACCCUCGCACAGCUGGUAUGUGUGCUCCAUUCGCCCUCUGCCUCACCACUGCACUACAUUGUAGUGAACAAACCGUGCUUCCGUGCGUGCUGCCGCUACCCCGGCUGCUGUGGGGGAGUUCCUACCUACCAACCCUCGCACAGCUGGUAUGUGUGUCCCCUCGCCCCCACCCUCACCACUGCGCCACAUUGCUUUGAACACACCAUGUUUCCUUGCUGCCCUGCCCCCACUGCUGUGGGGGCGUUCCUCCCCACCCUCGCCCAACUGGCGAGUUCACCAGCAGCAGCAGCCCAUCCAGCCCUCCUAGUCACCAUAAUGCGCCACCUGCCCCGCAUCGCUAAGCCAAUGGGCAAGCGGCAGUUCAAGGCGCACCUGGAGCUCUUCCUGCCGCCCCUCUUCACCGCCCUCGCCUCUCACCAGGUCCCUCUGCCGCCCUCACUGCCUGCUCACCAUCCCACCCUUGCUGCUCGCUGCACCCUUGUCUCUCUUUCUUACUUGGUUCCCACCAGAAUUUUCCAUGCAUCCGCGCCCUUCCGCCCUCUGCCGCUCGAGCAUUGUUUCUCCCACUCCUCCGCUGCUAAGACUCCCCCUCUUCUCCGUCCCACCCCCCCAUUGCUACAGCCGGAGGUGGCAGCAGUAGCGGGCGUGGCAGUGGCAGAGCUACAGCUGCUCAUAGGGCCCAGCAUCUUCGAGGGCAGGCUGUCCCCGAUACAGAGAGAGUCCAUGACUCGUUACAAGCACCUCAUCCACCUGCGCCCCCAGCAGUCCUCCGAGCCUGCAAUGCCUCCUCAUGCCCACCAUCGGCCUGGUCUCGAUCUCUUCUUCUGCCCCAGCAACGCCCCCCACUGCCCCUCAUCGCCCCCCUCUUCCCUCUCUCCGCCUCCCCUGCCGCCUUCGCCCACAUCCCAUUCCGCCGCUUCCCCGUCUCCUCCCCCGUCCUCCUUCCCUUUCUCCGCAUCCCCCUCCUCCGCCUCUCCCCUCUCUGUUCCCUCCAACUCUCCCCCCUCCGCCUACCCAUCCCCCUCUCCGCCCUCAGCCCACCCAUCCACCUCCCACUCCUCCGCCUGCCCCUCCCUCGCGCACCCCUCCAAGUGGCGGAGGCAGCAGCAGCGCAGGAGGCACACCAUCCUCCUUCACCCGCCCACCCCGCACUCCCUCUGCCACUCCCACCUCGUCCACACGCCCCCCCAUCCGUCUGGCAACCAAUUGCAUACUGCCACGUCAGAGGAGAGCAGGGACAGCAGCAGCACCAGUUCCCCCAGCAGCAGCCGUCCCUUCCUCUAUCCGUCCCCCUCUUCCUCCUCCUCCUCCUACUCCUCCUCCUCCUCCUCCUCCUCCUCCUCCUCCUCCUCCUCCUCCUCACUCGCUCACAACUUUGACACUGCUGACUCAGCAUGCUCGCCAGCGUGGCGCCAUGCCACGUGUCAAGCACAGCAACAUUCCCGGGGGGGCUGGAAGGACGUGCCAGGGGAGGUCCUAUUGGCCAUUCUGGACCGUGCUGACAACCGCACGCUGCUGUGCGCUGCUGCUGUCUGCAGGGGAUGGGCUGCUGCUGUGUUCGGCCUAACUGCCCAGCUUUCCCUCGACUGGUGUGCCAAGGCCGUCAACUCCCUGGCUUCUCACCUCGUGCCCCACUUCGCUCGGCUGCAGGUGCUCAAUCUACGGCGCUGUCCAUCUCUAAGGGAUGCCACGCUGGCAACCGUCGCUGCCAGCUCACCCAUGCUGACGUGUCUGCUCCUCAGUGGCUCCCCACUCGUCACCGACACGUCAAUGCACGCACUCGCCUCCCACUGCCCCUCGCUGCAGGUGUUGGAUCUCAGUGCCUGCAGCGCCAUCUCCCCCGCGGGCCUCACAGCACUGGCAGCACACUGCACGCAGCUGAGAGAGCUCUCCCUCUGCGGCUGCCGCCAUGCUGCCACCGACCAUGCUCUCAUUGUGUGCGCUAUCCCAGGGGUGCAAAUGGCUCGAAGUGGUGAACUUGGGGUGGUGCUAGCGCAGGGGUGCAAGUGGCUAGAGGUGGUGAACCUGGGGUGGUGUGAGGGCGUCACAGACCGAGGCGUCUCAGCUGUGGCCAGGGGGUGCACUGGGCUCAGGGUGGUGGACCUGUGCGGCUGCUACCGCAUCACAGCAACUUCCCCUCGUAUCCAUCUGCCCUCCCUGCCCGACUCCCUCCAACCCCAUGCCUCCCACCACUUCAUCCUCCCAUCAGACACGUCAGUGGUGUCACUGGCAGUGCACUGCCCCUUGCUGCAGGGCCUGGGGCACUCUACUAGCAACAAAGCAACCCCCCUUCUAAUCCAUCUGCCCUUCCUGCUCGCCUCCCUCCACCCCCCAUGCCUCCCAUCAGACGCGUCAGUGGUGUCACUGGCAGCGCACUGCCCCUUGCUGCAGGGCCUGGGGCUGCACUGCUGCCGCCAGCUCUCCAGCCACGCCAUGCUGGCACUCGCUGACGGGGCGGCUGCCACGUGGCACCGCCAUGCUGGCAAGCCCGGACUCUCGAAACCACUGUCCAUAGGAGCGUGUGGGCGGGCUGCUGCAGUGGCACGGGGCAUGAGGAGGAGCGUCCCUCCCAGGCUGGCCCUGCCUGGCCCCCCUCGCAUGGGCGAUGCCACCACGGUGCUCUACUCGCGCCCGCCACGUGGCGCACACGGAUUGGUCUCGCUCAACAUCAGUGGCUGCCUGGCCAUCUCCCCAGCAGCCCUGCAGGCGGUGUGUGAUCAGCAUCCCAAUCUGCACACCUGCACUGCCCGCCGCUCCCUCAACACCAGCGGCUGCAUCGCCCUGCAACUGGUGCACUGCCACUGCCCCCGCACGUCCGCUGACACAACAGACCGGUGA